Messenger RNA from Zasmidium cellare ATCC 36951, 2130 nucleotides. RefSeq lists its product as uncharacterized. Gene Ontology annotation, cellular component: mitochondrion; succinate-CoA ligase complex (ADP-forming). Lineage: Eukaryota; Fungi; Ascomycota; Dothideomycetes; Mycosphaerellales; Mycosphaerellaceae. Bases 1 to 2130 code for a protein of 709 amino acids. The record is from RefSeq and is a predicted model, not a curated record. The transcript has 2 exons. Gene Ontology annotation, biological process: tricarboxylic acid cycle. Gene Ontology annotation, molecular function: succinate-CoA ligase (GDP-forming) activity; succinate-CoA ligase (ADP-forming) activity.
AUGGCUGCCCUGCGAAGCUCUCAAGCUUCUUCCUUGCUCUCACACUCCUCAAGACAUUCUCUCCCACGAAGCUCAAGAAGAACAUUCACCUCCUCGUCCAUCAGGAGCUCAUACGAUGAUACCGUCCAAAACCUGCGGAUAGGAAAGCACACCAGAGUCAUUUACCAGGGUUUCACAGGACGUGUGGCGACGGGCAAUGCAAAAGAUAGCUUGGCGUAUGGCACCAACAUCGUUGGAGGUGUCACGCCUGGGAAGGAGGGAGAGCAUAUUGGUCUUCCUCUGCUGCCGGAUCUCAAGAAGGCCAAGGAGCAGCUGAAGCCUGAUGCUACGGCUGUCUUUGUGGCGGCACCGCAGUGCGGGAAGGCCAUUGAGGAUGCUAUAGAAGCUGAGAUUCCUUUGAUUGUCUCUGUCGCGGAGCAUAUCCCGGUUCACGAUAUCAUGAGAGUAGCAAGCAUACUCAAGACGCAAUCGAAAUCACGACUCGUAGGCGCCAACGCCCCUGGUAUCAUCGCACCCAUCGGCUUCUGCAGAAUCGGUUUCCAGCCUCUACCCACCUUCGCUCCUGGCCACAUCGGCAUUGCCGCGAAAUCAGGCACACUCUCCUACGAAGCUGUAGCAUCGAUCACUCGAUCAGGACUUGGUCAGAGCUUGUGCAUAGGCAUGGGCGGAGACAUCAUUGCUGGCACCAACCUUGUCGACUCUCUGAAAGUCUUUGAAGCAGACCCUGAGACUGAGGGCAUCGUCAUCGUUGGCGAGGUUGGCGGCAAGGCCGAGGAGGAUGCGGCAGAUUGGAUCAAGGACUACCUCAAGAGAACCAAGAACCCGAAGCCGAUUGCAGCUCUGGUUGGAGGCAAGACCGCGAAGCCAGGCCGCAUCAUGGGCCACGCAGGUGCUUGGGCAGCUCGAGGAGAACAUAACUCGGACGAGAAGUACAGCAUCCUCAAGGAAGCGGGGGCAACGAUGGUCGAUCACCCAGAGAACUUCGGCGGCGUCAUGAAGACACUCCUCGAGCAAUCUGGCAGGGACGUGAGCAAGAUCCAAGUAAGCGUUCAGACCAACCAGCAGAAACGCGGAUACCACACCCUUCGCAGGAGCCCAGCCAUGAUGAGAUCACAGCAGCGUCCGAGAAGAAGUCCAGUCUCCCAGCAGCAGCAACAGCAAAAGCGAAGCCUCUACAUCGCCCCCGAACUCCGACCAGUCCCUCUCUACCCCUACCUCAGCAAAAUCGAAGGCAUCUCCCUCUCCCUCGACGAAGCUCCCAAAGACGGCUUCUAUCUCGGCAUCAUCGUCGACCGCACCGAACGAUCCCCUUGCAUCGCCGUCGCACCCACAGCAGACGAAUCCCAAAUCGACGCCCGCGUCAAACGCUUCACCUACGACUGGCAAGAAGGCCCCUCCAACGCCCUCAUCAGCCAAGCCAUCGAAUACCUCCAACUCGACUCCGCCCCCCAAGCCGCCAAGCAGCAAAUCCACCAGCUCAUCGCCAGCCUCGCCAAAAUGUACAAGGAGAAAGAAGCCAUCAUCCUCUCCGGCUGCGUCAGCGUCGGCGGCUCCGGCAACCUCAAACUGCACCAACCCAGCGUGACGCUCAUGUUCGACGACGCGGCGUACCGCAGCUGCAAACGUCAGGAGGACGUCCACCGCCUCCGCCAGAAAGAGCAGGAAGACCCCGCCGAGCUCGAAGCCGAAAACGACGGCAUCGUCUACGUCCGGCUCGACGACCCGGACGCCAAAAUCGGCACGCUGGUCAACGGCGCGGGUCUCGCCAUGAACACCGUCGACGCCCUGCGCCUGCACGGCGGCCACGCGACCAACUUCCUCGACACGGGCGGCAAAGCGACGUCCGAAACCGUGAAAAAGAGCUUCGAAGUCAUCCUGCAAGAUCCCCGGGUCAAAGUCAUCUUUGUGAACAUCUUUGGUGGCUUGACGGAUGGCGGGAUGAUUGCGAAUGGGAUUUUGCUGGCGUUUAAGGAGGUGGAUAUGAAGAAUGUGCCAGUCGUGGUGAGGAUACGGGGCACGAAUGAGGAGGUGGGGCAGAAGACGAUUGCGGAGAGUGGGUUGGGUUUGGAUGCUUUUGAUAAGUUUGAGGAUGCGGCGAAGAGGGUGGUGGAGAUUGCUAAUAGUAGGUAG